GUUUCACAUCUCAGCCAAGUGACAUAACACCCAGUCAGCACUGCUCUAUAGCAGAUCAGCAACAUACAGAGCCUUAGAUCUUCAGGCUGAGGUGGAUCUCUGUGCCAAGCAGUCACAAACUCUUUUGGUGACACAGGCUCAUGGACGGUCUUAAUACAAGGCUGAGUUGGAGAAAGAUCUAACUAAAGACAUGACCUCAUAAAGACAUCCAAAUUCAACCAAGAAACAAGAUACCAGCAGAUGACACCAAGCUAGUGAUUCAUCUGAGGAAAUAGCUAUGCUAAUUAAGCAAACAAUGGCAACGGAGAUUGGAAUCGCUACAAGAAACGGUAGCCCACAUGCUAAAGGAGUUGCUGGAAAAGGCUCUCGACCCAUACAGAAGCAUAUGGCAGAGAAUGGCACCAUUCUCCGGUCGUUAAAGGAGCAAGCGGACAUUCAUGCUAAAAAACUUAGCGCAGUCUUUAACAAAAUAGAUAACAUUCAGGUUUGCUUACGCAAGAAUGAGAAAGUUACUAACUCCUGUCUCGCGGAGGUGACUAAGAUAUGGAAGAAACUAAACGACUUGGAGGAUAGAUUCAGGAGAAACAAUGUGCGGCUGGUUAACCUACCGACAGGCGCUGAGGGCAACAAUCCGAGAGGUUACCUCCAGGAGAUACUGCCUAAUUGGAUUCCAGCGCUCAAGAACUCCCACAGCACUCCACUGGAAAUCGAUAGAGCACAUAAGAUCUUUUCCAACAACACCUCAAGACCGCAGACCAUGAUCUUUAGGCUUCUACGGUACACCGACCAGCAGGCUAUCCUGGAGGGCGCGAGGAAAGCCAAACCUAUUCUCCCUGAUGGCACCCAGCUGCAGUUCUUCACCGACUACAGCCCCGGCAUGAUGCAGGAAUGGCAGGGAUACAAGGAGAUCCGCACUAAGCUUCGACAGAAGGGGAUUGACUCGUUCCUCAUAUACCUGGCGAUUUUGAGAGUGAAUACCAAGGGCAUGAAGAUGUUGUUUAACUCGGCAGAGGAAGCGAAAGAAUCCCUGAAGUUAUCGGUGCUGGGAGAUAUGAAAGAAGACCCUGGGCAAAGUCCACACGUCCCUCAGAAGGAGAUGGAACUGCAUUAAGAGCUCAGACCAGCCUGUAUG
Hypanus sabinus (Atlantic stingray) is the source of this 1132-nucleotide messenger RNA. RefSeq lists its product as uncharacterized. Gene Ontology annotation, cellular component: ribonucleoprotein complex. Gene Ontology annotation, biological process: retrotransposition. NCBI's taxonomy places the organism in Eukaryota, Metazoa, Chordata, Chondrichthyes, Myliobatiformes, Dasyatidae. The transcript is spliced from 2 exons. Gene Ontology annotation, molecular function: single-stranded RNA binding. The coding region runs from base 278 to 1111 and encodes 277 amino acids. The record is from RefSeq and is a predicted model, not a curated record.